This is a messenger RNA of Zophobas morio, 1956 nucleotides long. RefSeq lists its product as uncharacterized. NCBI's taxonomy places the organism in Eukaryota, Metazoa, Arthropoda, Insecta, Coleoptera, Tenebrionidae. Gene Ontology annotation, cellular component: nucleus. The transcript is spliced from 2 exons. Gene Ontology annotation, biological process: cell population proliferation; positive regulation of protein phosphorylation; DNA damage response. Bases 103 to 1956 code for a protein of 617 amino acids. The record is from RefSeq and is a predicted model, not a curated record.
UUAUUAUAUCGCCGUUAUCAACGCAGAUAUCGUUCUGUGGCAGCUCCUCCUAAACUGACUCAUCACUUGCAACGAUUACUCGUUUACCUACGGUAGUAUAAAAUGGCGACUUUAUCCUCUCGUAGUAUGACGAAAUCCACACGUCUCGUUGAAAAAUUUUGCGCAACCGAAAUCGACCGCGAUCUGAAGAAAACUUUGAUAGAACUUUGGUCGCGAAACACAGACGACAAACAUAUCUUUCCGGUAUUCGCAAAAUGGUUGGUCAAAACUGUCGAUAUUUGGGGCACCCCAGGUGUCACCCCUGGGACCCAUUCCAUCUCUUUCGCUCUAAACUUGGCCUCUCUUUUGUGCAAAAACGAAGACAAAUUCAACGGACUCAACAGCCACAACUUUUUCCUUAAAUUGAUCAAAGCAACUAAAGCUAGAGAGUCGAAAGUAACAAAAAUCAAAAUGGCGUACGUUAGAUUGUUGGGUGCUUUUUUGGAUCACGAAGCCGGGAUUUUAUGGAUGACGGGGAGCAAUCUAUGGGAAGAUGUUCUUAGUUUGUGUUUGGCGAGUCGUGAUGAUGUCAUCGUGGACAAGUGCAGUCGUUUCGUGAGGAAAAUGUUGGAGAGGACUUUGGUGCACGACGAAAAUUUCUGUGGGGGCGUUAUCAACAAGAUCAUGUUUCCGUUGGGGGAAAACAUCUACAGUUGUAUUAAGGGUUCAGAGGAUGUGAGCGACGACGUAGCCACCGAGCGUCUUCAACCCACGCUGAAACUGACGGCGAAGGUUUUAGAGGAGUUGCUGAAAGGGGUCCAGCUUGAGGGAAAAGACUACGGUUUGCUUUUCCUCUUCUUGAAAAAUUUUCACAUGGAAGGUCGCAUCUGCGACUUCAUGAUGAUAGCUCAAAAGAGGCCUCUUCUCUUCGACUUGAGUAAGAUUGUCUUCAUUAUGCAGUUCUUGGAAUUGUACGCAGAAGUAAUUACCAACACUACCACCAUGGCAAAAGUGGCCGCCUCGAUUGCCAAAAUUCGAAGCAAUUUUUUGCAAAACUUCCUCAAGGCAAGCGUUCCGGAGACAAUAGAAUUCAUCAGUUUCGGCCUGUUGUACUGGAAUUUAGUUGAAACGAAAUUACCUUCCUUUGACAACGACAACGCACCACUUUCCAAAUACUUGACAGUUUCAAUGUUCAUGCCAAACUUAUGCUUUGUGAUAAAGUAUCUGACGAAGAGGUCAGAUUUAGAAGAGGAACUUGUCAACGACAACAUUCGGGCGAACUUUUUUGGACAGAUGAUGAAAACGGCUCCUUGUGAUGUGAAAAAAAUAUUUGGAACAUGGCAUCAACGAAUUAGCGACGUUGACAGCGUUGACGAGAUAUGUAAACGCUGUUGUGAUGUCAUUAAGAAUUCGAGAAAUCUAUUCUCUAGGAAUCAAGCUGCGAUAGUUUUUCGAUUUCUGAUCUACUUUUUGAGCGACAUUGUCCGUAUAACCACAGAAAAUCCAGCGAAGGUCGACUUCGUGGUUAACCAAGCUUCAUACGUUGGAGAAACAUUUAAGCUUGUUGGUGUUUUAAUUGACGAUUUUGACUUUGUGUUGAAAGACGGUUUUGAAGUUACGUACGUGAUGGGUCUGUGUUUUGACUUUCUGGGUAUAACGGAGUGGUCUUCUGAGGUCGUGGUUGAAGUAAUGAAGUUGGCCAAUAUUGCAACCGCUCAUUACAUGGCUCCCAAUAUGGCUUUGUUGGUUGAGGAGACUCCAGAUUUGACGAUAAACCGUCUGGGGCCUUUAUUGUGUUCAAAGACACGUCACGAUUGUGCUGAAGUGCGUAAAGCCGCUUUAGAAGUGGUGUGCACAUCUGCUGCCAUCUCUAGCAACAGUAAGUAUGCGUCUGGCGCGUUUUUCAUACACCUGUUAUCACUUUUAUGCUCAGAUAAACUUAAUGCCUCGACGGGAGAUAAAAAUAAUCAGUUUUAG